UCGUCUCGGAUCCCGAAUCUCCACCGCCAUCGCCGGCGGAGGGGGAGCUCUCGGCGUGAGCUCUUCGGCCUUCCGGAUGCGGGAUUUGAAUUUGCCGAGCGCGAUCCGAGCCUGAAACCUGCUGGAUUCCAUGGACGUGGAGCGAUCGUCCCUGUGCAACUGCGCGGUGAACUUCCUGCUGGAGGAGAACUACCUGCUGACGGCGUUCGAGCUCCUCCACGAGCUCCUCGACGAUGGCCGCGACGCCCAGGCCAUCCGCCUCCGGGAGUUCUUCGCGGAUCCCUCCCAUUUCCCUCCCGAUCAGAUUUCUCGCUUCAACACUCUCCGAGUUGCAGACCCUCAGAGUUUGCUCGAAGAGAAACAAGCAUUGGAGGAAAAAAUGGCCUUCUGUGAAUACGAGCUCCGUUUGGCGCAAGAGGAUAUCACAAAGUUGAAGACAGAAUUGCAGAAGAAAUCAGAUAUUUCUGCAAAUGAAUUAAGUGUUCCUAAUGUAGAGUCUACAAAAGGAGGACAGGAUGUACAGAGACAAAAGAGGGAUAUUUCAUUUUCUGACCUGGGCCCUUUAAAGGAUAACGAACGGUGCGAUCUUAACUGUGCGGUGAAAGAAUAUUUGCUUAUAGCAGGCUACAGGCUGACUGCAAUGACUUUUUAUGAGGAGGUCACAGACCAGAACCUUGACGAGUGGCAGGAAACAUCAGCACGUGUGCCAGAUGCUUUAAGACAUUACUAUUAUCAGUAUCUUUCAUCCACUACAGAGGCAGCUGAGGAGAAAGUUGCCAUGAUUCGGGAAAACGAGUCUUUACAACAAGCAAAUGAGAAUUUGAUUAACGCCAAAGAAGUUCUAGUGAGAAGCAAAGAUGCAGCAGAGGGUCAAGUAGGUGUAUUGACCAAAACAUUAGAAGCUUUGCAGAAAGAUCUGAAAGAUCGGGAGACCCAGGUACAAGUUUUGAAGCAGUCCUUGGAGCACCAAAGGGAGGAGCUAAAUGAAUGCAGGGCUGAAAUUACCUCACUAAAGAUGCAUAUUGAAGGAUCUCUUUCUGGAAGAAACUUGGCAGCUGCUGAUAUUGACCAUGUCCAAUCUCAAAUAAUGGAAAGAUACAAGGAAGAAAUAAAACUGCUGCAGCAGGAAUUAGAGACUUUGAAGGCCAAAAAUUUAGUUGCUCCUGAUUUUCUUGAUUUGGUCAACUCUAAGGAAGAACCUAGGGAGAGAGAAGAAGUUGUGGAUAUACAUGAAGAUAAAGAUGUCUUGCCUCAGUCGUUUGAUAGUCAACCAGGCAUUGGGGAUGGGCUGGUUAGCCCCAGCCGUUCACCUGCUGUUGAAGCCUUUGGUGAUGAUGCUCCUAAACCUCAGGAAGUUUUGCAAGAUACGGUUAUUAAACCUUCACCUGAGAACCCCACUUUUAGUAAUGGUGACAGUGUUGCCAAGCAAAAUGGUGAAGUGCCAAAUGAGGAUAGUGGGAUCCUCACAAACUCUGAUGAUUUAAAGGGUGGAGCUGUCAAAGAAAGGAUGGGUCCGGAAACAAUUCAAAUCCUUGCAGAUGCUCUACCAAAGAUAGUCCCUUAUGUUCUGAUCAACCAUCGAGAGGAGCUUCUUCCUCUGAUCAUGUGUGCAAUUGAGCGGCAUCCAGAUAGCAGCACAAGAGAUUCCUUGACACAUACGUUAUUUAAUUUAAUCAAACGUCCGGAUGAACAACAGAGGCGAAUCAUAAUGGAUGCUUGUGUUACCCUUGCCAAGAAUGUGGGAGAGAUGAGAACAGAAACAGAAUUGCUUCCUCAGUGUUGGGAACAAAUAAACCACAUGUACGAGGAGCGUAGACUGCUUGUUGCUCAGUCGUGUGGUGAACUUGGAGAAUUUGUGAGGCCUGAGAUUCGUGAUUCUCUUAUUUUGUCAAUUGUUCAACAACUGGUGGAGGAUUCUGCUACCAUUGUCCGAGAAGCUGCUGCGCACAACUUGACUUUGCUGCUGCCUCUCUUUCCAAACACGGACAAAUAUUUCAAGGUUGAGGAGUUGAUGUUUCAACUGGUCUGUGAUCCCUCUGGUGUGGUGGUAGAAACUACUCUGAAGGAACUAGUUCCAGCAGUUGUGACUUGGGGAAAGAUGUUGGACCAUGUCCUUAGAGUUUUACUCUCUCACACUUUAAGCUCAGCUCAGCGCUGUCCACCACUUUCGGGAGUUGAGGGUUCUGUGGAGUCGCAUCUUCAUGUUUUAGGAGAACGUGAGCGGUGGAAUAUCGAUGUUCUGUUGAGGAUGCUUUCAGAAUUGCUUCCCUUUGUAUAUCAAAAAGCAAUUGAGACAUGCCCGUUUUCUUCUGCUUCGGAAUCAACAGGAACUGUAAUUUCGAGUUCCUUAUUGGAGCUGUAUUCUGAGGGAAGAUUGGAGUGGCCUGCAUUUGAAUGGAUGCAUGCAGACUGCUUUCCUGAUCUAAUACUGCUGAUGUGCUUGUUGCCUCAGAAAGAAGACAAUUUAAGAAAUCGAACCACAAAGUUCCUAUUAUCAGUAUCAGAACAUUUUGGAGAUUCCUACCUGACGCAGAUAAUGUUGCCCAUAUUUAUGGUGGCAGUCGGGGACGAUGCUGAUUUGGAGUACUUCCCGCCUACUGGCCGUACAAAAAUCAAAGGUUUGAAACCAAGAACUGCUGUUGCUGAGAGAAUUGCCACAAUGUGUGUCUUGCCGCUUCUCCUCGCUGGUGUUUUAGGUGCUCCUAGCAAGAGAGAACAGUUGGCAGAGUACUUAAGAAGGCUCUUGGUUCAAGAAACAGGGAUGGAGAGUCAGACAAAGCAAGAAACUGAGAUUUUUUAUGCUGUCCGCUUCCUUUGUACAUCUGAAGAGCAUCAUGCCAUGAUCUUUGGCAUAUUGUGGGAAAUGGUUGUUAGCUCAAAUGUAAAUAUGAAGAUCAGUGCAGCCAACUUGUUAAAAGUCAUGGUUCCUUACAUCGAUGCAAAAGUUGCAUCAACUCAUGUUCUUCCUGCUCUGGUGACUCUUGGAUCUGAUCAGAAUUUAAAUGUGAAGUAUGCAAGCAUAGAUGCUUUUGGAGCUGUGGCCCAACACUUUAAAAAUGACAUGAUUGUCGACAAGAUACGGGUACAGAUGGAUGCUUUUCUUGAAGAUGGAUCACAUGAAGCUACUAUUGCUGUUGUUCGUGCACUAGGGGUAGCUGUACCUCAUACAACAGAACAGCUGAGGGAUUAUCUUUUAUCCAAGAUUUUUCACUUCACCACCAUACCAAUUCCUGCCAGUGAUGUGAUUCGUCGUCGUGAAAGAGCCAAUGCCUUUUGUGAAUCUAUUCGUGCUCUGGAUACUACAGAUCUCUCUGCAACUAGCGUCCGGGAUUUCCUCAUACCAGCCAUACAAAACUUGUUGAAAGACUUGGAUGCACUUGAUCCAGCUCACAAGGAAGCUCUAGAAAUUAUACUGAAGGAAAGAUCGGGUGGAACUUUGGAGGCUAUCAGCAAAGUGAUGGGUGCUCAUCUCGGGCUUCCGACUUCUAUGACUAGUUUUUUCGGUGAGGGAGGACUUCUUGGGAAGAAAGAAAGUGCGGAGACGCCAGUAGAACAAGCAGAGUCGCCAAAGGCGGUACCACAGCCUCCGAUGGAGGACACACGCUUCAGGCGUAUAAUGAGAGGAAACUUCACAGACAUGCUCCGGGGAAGGGCCAAAAGCCAGGAGGAUCAACCUCUAUGAAAUGGGCAGUUUUGAAAUUUUUUCUUUACGUGUAAAUGAUCUCAAUCAAUUCUUUUGACUUCGACGAGGUGAUAUAAUAUUGAAUCAAGAAUAGAGAAAAGAUGAGAAAGAAUAGGUCUUUAUUUCCCAUUUUCUUUUGGGGGUUUAUUUUUCGAAUAAAACUUUAGAUUUUUGUCUUCUCAGUUCUGUCCUGCCCGUUCAUCAUUGGCUGCUGUUGUCUUGUACGCGUUUCCAAGUGCUAAGUCGCUGGCAAAAAUUGUCAAAUUCUCAUC
This is a messenger RNA of Syzygium oleosum, 3954 nucleotides long. RefSeq lists its product as uncharacterized. The transcript has 20 exons. The coding region runs from base 131 to 3682 and encodes 1183 amino acids. Lineage: Eukaryota; Viridiplantae; Streptophyta; Magnoliopsida; Myrtales; Myrtaceae. The record is from RefSeq and is a predicted model, not a curated record. Gene Ontology annotation, cellular component: trans-Golgi network; recycling endosome. Gene Ontology annotation, molecular function: protein binding. Gene Ontology annotation, biological process: intracellular cholesterol transport.